CCUCACUCUGGUAGUGCUGGCAGCAUCCAUCCACAGUACACACACUGUGCUGUCUGUGUUCCAGAGAGAAUAUAUCAGCUCUACACAGGGAGGAGAGGAUUAACUCAACAUCAGUUCAUCUGCAUAUUCCCAGGGAACACAUAAGCACCCAAGGCUUCUUCUCUUCUCUAUCCAACUCCAGCCAUCACAGGACUUGACACUCUCAUCGUUGGAGCACCGUUCAUCCCAACUCUCUCUGCUGUGAGAGGAUUUAAAGGAGGACACAUCUUUCUGCUUUUUGGAUUUUGCCAUUUUUGUGUUUCUUCGCUAAGUUUAGGCUUGUCAAAUUAGAGCAAUGCAAUUCACAUGACAUAGUUUAGACUAGUUCUAAGCAUCCCGUUUUUUCUUUUUUUCUUCUCCAGAGGACCUCUGACAUUUUUGACUGCUCUAUAGGGCUUGCUGCUUGUUCAUCUGAUUUGGUCAACCUGAGUGUCAGAAUGCCAUCCAGGGAGACUUACGAGGUCCGGAAGGGAGAGAAGUCUUUGGUGCACAAGGCAAAGCAGGAGGCCAACCAGCAGGACAUACUGGCUGCUGCUCUGGGGAUGAGGAUCUCAGGACCCCAGAAACCUCCAGCCACUCUCUGGCAGCCUCUCAAACUGUUUGCCUAUUCACAGCUCACCUCGCUGGUCCGCAAAGCCGCACUGAAGGAUAACAGCCUGCCGCCCAAGUACGAGAAAGUCCACAACUUCAAGGUCCACACGUUCCGGGGACCUCACUGGUGUGAAUACUGUGCCAACUUCAUGUGGGGGCUGACGGCUCAGGGAGUCAAAUGUGCAGAUUGUGGCCUGAAUGUCCACAAGCAGUGCUCCACUAUGGUACCCUGCAACUGCGUGCCAGACCUGAAACACAUCAAGAAAGUAUACAGCUGUGAGCUAACAACCCUGGUGAAAGCUCACAACACCAAGCGGCCCAUGGUGGUGGACAUGUGCAUACAGGAGAUUGAAUUGAGAGGGCUGAAGUCUGAAGGGCUCUACAGAAUAUCUGGAUUCAGCGAUUCAGUCGAAGAUGUCAAGUCGACAUUUGACAGAGAUGCUGAGAAGACAGACAUCUCUGCCAAUGCCUAUGAAGAUAUCAACAUCAUCACGGGUGCACUUAAACUCUACCUCAGAGAUUUACCCAUUCCUGUCAUCUCCUACGACGCCUACCCCAGGUUCAUCGAGACUGCAAAGCUGGAAGACCCAGAGAAGCGGCUAAAGGCCUUCCGUGAGGCUCUGGAACUGCUGCCUGCAGCACACAGUGAAACCCUGAGGUACCUCAUGGCCCAUUUAAAGAGGGUAACGUUGAAUGAGAAGGACAACCUGAUGAAUGCGGAGAACCUGGGCAUUAUUUUUGGGCCCACUCUCCUGCGUGCCCCCAACCUGGACGCCAUGACGGCACUCAACGACAUCCGCUACCAACCGCAGGUGGUGGAGUUCCUCAUCAAAAAUGAAGACAUCCUCUUCUGAAAACAGACACAUCCAUCCUGCUAAGAUAAGGAAGACAUCCUCUUCUGAAAAACAGACACAUCCAUCCUGCUAAGAUAAGGAAGACAUCCUCUUCUGAAAAACA
This is a messenger RNA of Oncorhynchus tshawytscha (Chinook salmon), 1587 nucleotides long. It is a transcript of the gene chn1, whose product is annotated as chimerin 1. The transcript has 7 exons. Gene Ontology annotation, molecular function: GTPase activator activity. Bases 477 to 1484 code for a protein of 335 amino acids. NCBI's taxonomy places the organism in Eukaryota, Metazoa, Chordata, Actinopteri, Salmoniformes, Salmonidae. The record is from RefSeq and is a predicted model, not a curated record. Gene Ontology annotation, biological process: signal transduction; regulation of GTPase activity.